GCGUGGUGUAGAGAGAGGAGCGACCAAGGCAGGAGCGACUGCUAGAUAAUUCGAAUUAAUCAUAUGGCACAUUUGUCUGAUUUUUCACAAAUCAGUCAUCUGGCUGUGAUUCAUUUUUGUUGCUUUUCUUCAGAGUAAAUAGUCAUGACGUGUUUCUUAGCUGUACUGUGUCUGACUUUAAUUGUCUUUAACGAUUCAAAGUCAAGGUGUUUGGCUGGAUCUUAUGCUGAUUUUGAAGAUGAUGAUGAGGUGGAUACUCCUGAACCUACUCCAUACGUCUCACCCAUGGCCAAGGGCGCUUACUUGGCGGAACAUUUUGAUGACAUUUGGACAUUUGAAAGAGAAUGGAUAAUGUCAGGUGCUUCAACUUCAUUGGAGAAUCAGAGAGAGCGAUGGCGACUGGUACCGGCGCCCGACAGCGUCUGGGAGUCCGAUCUCGGGCUGACGCUGGCGCCCGGCUCUCGACACCUGUCGCUGAGUCGUCCGCUCGACGGCCCGCUCACCGGACGGCCCCUCAUUGUGCAGUUUCAGCUGCUGCUGCCCCGGCUGCGGCAGUGUGCCGGCGUCCAGCUGCGAUUUCUCACGGACUCCGCUGCUGACCGGCUGGAUCUGGUAAACAGCAGCACGCCCCACUCGCUCUUGUUCGCCGCCGAGAGCUGCGCGGACCAACUGAAGCUGCAGCUGGGAGGUCCGGGCCUGGGCCGCCGUCCGCUGUCUGUCGACGUGCCGCCGCGGCUGGCGCCCGGUCAGAGACUGCACGUGUACCGGCUGGUGGCCGCCGGCCGCUCCGUUCAACUGCGGCUCGAUGGACAGAUUGUGAAAAACAUCAGCCUCGCGUCUUUAUUGGAGCCGGCGGGUACCUCGGAAUCGGACGGCCAGUUGCAACACGACCACACCCGCUCGGGGUCGGCCGGAAUGGAGUCUCUCCUGGCGGCACGCGCGCUGAACGUGCAGCUCUGGUCGGCCGGCGAUGGACUGCGGCUCGACAACCUGAUCGUGACGGCGCAGACGGCAGAGGCGGACCGGUUCGUCCCGCCGCCGCCGCCGCCGCCCGAGCCACGCGCCGAGCACCUGCGGCAGAGGAGCACGGCGGAGAGCCUGGAGUGGCUCGACUGGUACCUGGACUACAGCGCCGAGCGGCCCUGGGUGUACGCCCUGCUGGUACUGGCUGUCGGCGUGCCGGCCUGUCUGCUGCUCUCCUGCUGCCUGCCAGAGAGUCUCGACCUGGAGGCCCAGCGGAGGAAGGCGGAGGCCCUGAAAAAGAAGACGGAUGAGGACCCGGACGAUCACCAGCGAAACUCCAGCGGACACGAUCGGCUGAAGGUUGCCGGUCACCGGAGCACGCAGUCGCCGAUUCCCGGACAGCCGCGACGCAGGACGCUUCAGAAGGACUGAGAGUGAUGCGGGUCUGGGAGGGAUACUGCGGGACUGAGAGGGUUACUGUGGGACUGAGGAACGGUACUCGACUGAGAGGGUUACUGCGGGCAUGAGAGGGACGAUACUGCGGGACUGAGAGGGUCGGUACUGGACUGAGAGAGUCACUGCGGGACUGAGAGCGACGGUACUCGGGACGGGUUGUACCGGCCUUUAUAGGCUGCCGCUGCUACAGACGAUCCCAAGUGCUUGCCGUUUUUUAGGGAGGAUCGGUCGGACCAGUGGAACGGCCUACCCACUUCGACAUAGAAUUGGCACGAUGUGCUUUUGAACGGAGUUUUGUCUACACAAACACUCGACUGAACGAUAGAAUAAUGUCAGCACACUGCUCAGGCACUCGACGGGAUUAUUUCUGUACUAACACUCCAAGGAGUUCUGUCACAACAAUGCACAAACGCAAGAGCUCAACUGCCUUGUAAGGGUUCGCCGCUCGAACGUUUUGUUUUAGGGGACCGACGAUCCACCGUCGAUUUGCCGUGAGUUAUCUCUUUACUGUGGUCGCAGAUCUCAUUUUUCUUAUAAGUGAUGCUAUUUUCGAUAUUUGUGUGAUAUUCAUAUUUAUAUUUAUAUACUAUACGCGGUCUAUAUAAGGCGAAUAUACAUUUUCAUUCGUCAGGUCGUGACUCGAGGGCGGCAAUAAUUCUGUUUUCAUAUUAGAAUGUGAUUGCUUCAGGACUAGGAGAAAUGAUGUUCACCGUUUGCCAUCAAUUUGGUCUCGUGACGCCCACGCUGGCAGCACAGAGUUGCACUUUUGUCACGUGUAGUUAUUAUGUUGGUACCUACCCAAGAGUUUUGUUUUGCUAUGCUGCGCGGUAGGGGCUCCGCCACCACGGGGGAGUCGCAUGGAUCCGAACCUCCCCAAUAAUUUCGCUUCCACAAUACCAUCCACUAUCCAGUGUAUCCUAUCGCCCCCCCCCCCCCAUCCUGAGAUUGUGGCGCCUGGCGCCUGGCGGAGCCCCUGCUGCUUAGUAACGACUACCGCAUGUGGUCCAAAUGGAAGGGGAUUGUAAGUGGCGAUACACCGACAACUUGCUAGUUUGCAUCACAAUGUUUACAGCUCAUUUUGCAAUAUACAUCUGCGUGAAUAAAGCAAAUUAUGUACCAUG
Amphibalanus amphitrite is the source of this 2540-nucleotide messenger RNA. RefSeq lists its product as uncharacterized. Gene Ontology annotation, cellular component: endoplasmic reticulum membrane; endoplasmic reticulum. The transcript is spliced from 10 exons. NCBI's taxonomy places the organism in Eukaryota, Metazoa, Arthropoda, Thecostraca, Balanomorpha, Balanidae. The coding region runs from base 145 to 1395 and encodes 416 amino acids. The record is from RefSeq and is a predicted model, not a curated record. Gene Ontology annotation, biological process: protein folding. Gene Ontology annotation, molecular function: calcium ion binding.